AUGGCGUGCGAAAAGCAACCGGAAGGGCGCAGCAGUUCGGAUCCGUCGAAUUUGAGGCUUUGGAAGGCGCUCCGAGAGAGAGGCGGCGCACUCCCAUCGCCGCCUAGCGCAGCAACUUUGAUAUCGUCGCGCUUUGACAUCCUACCACCUUCUUGUCACCUCACACUUCGAGAACUAUCGUCACCCAUUCGGCGUGUUGGCGCGAGCCGAAGGGCUAUUUGUACUGACCACGGCAUCCUGUCUUUAUGUCUAAAGAUGCCCGUCGGAUCGAUCCCCGCUAUCACCGGAAAGCUGCGCAAGCGACUUAUCCUUGACCUCACCGUCGCGCUUGGCGGUGGCACUGCCCUCGGCUACGGAUACUGGUACGGCGUUCACGUGCCCUCGGUCGCCCGCCGCGAUGCCUUCUACGCAAAGCUCCAGUCCGAGCGCUCCGAGUAA
This is a messenger RNA of Moesziomyces aphidis, 438 nucleotides long. The record is from the annotation of a GenBank genome assembly. Lineage: Eukaryota; Fungi; Basidiomycota; Ustilaginomycetes; Ustilaginales; Ustilaginaceae.